CGUCGUCGGCGUGCAACAAACCCCACAGUUUUCCUUGACUAAGCCCUCUUUUUAAACGAUAAGCAUACGGCAGAAACACUAGUCGUAGAUUUGACAGGGCAUUGGCAUCCAUUUUUCUCAGAAAAUUGUUGCAUUCAUUUAGUUUCGUUCACAUCAAAAACAUACUAUUUCACAAAAAAUGGUAACAUUAAUUUUUUUUUUCAAAUAAAAAUAAAAUUCCAUAUCAUACAACUCAUAUAUACAUCGGUUUUAUUUUAAUAAUUCAGAUAGUAAAAUUUUUAUUUUAAUUAUUAAAAUUAAAAUUUUAAUAUUUUAACACCAUAUGUACAACAAUUAACAAAUGCAUCAUUAUUUUUUUAUAAUUUUUUAAAAUGUUUGAUAAAUAACUAAAAAAAAUCAGAACUUUGGGUUGUGUGUCUUUUGGUGAAGGAAUGCUUGUCACCUACUCCUUUUAAGUUCCCAAUCUUUCUUUCUGUUGCUCUCUCAUGCUUUUUAGAGAGAAGCCACUUGAAAAAUAAUGAGCUUUGUUUGAUCUUUGCUUUGCUUCCGUUUUGUGACAAUGGAGAAGCACAAAUGCAAGUUCUGUGCCCGAACGUUCUCUAAUGGCAGAGCUUUAGGAGGUCACAUGAAAGGCCACUUAACCAACCAUCCGCUGCCCCCAAAGAGCUUCCAGAACCAACUCCGUGACCGUGUGGAGGCAGCUUCUUCAUCAUCUUCUUCAUCAGGUGAAGAGCAAGAAAUACAAGAAGAGAAAAGCAGAGAAGUAGUUGAAGAGAAAUCUUUGGUUUACGGGUUAAGAGAGAAUCCCAAGAAGAGUUUCAGGUUUGCAGAUCCUGAAUUCUCUUUUGCGGUAGAUUCUGGGUCCGUUGUCCAAGAUAGAGAAAGUGAGUCAGAGUCAAGAAACCCAACUCGGAGACGCUCCAAGAGAAAUCGGAAGAUGGGUAUUAAUGCAACAGGAACAGAGGAAAUCAAGAAACCAAAGUUGUUGAGAAAACCCAGUUUGGUCGAGUCACCGACUGAGCCAGAACCGGUGAGUUCAGUUUCUGAUACUCCACCUGAAGAACAUGUUGCUAUGUGUCUGAUGAUGCUGUCAAGAGCUGUUUGGAAAAGCAACAACGUGGAACAAAAAUCCGCUGAGUUGUUGGAAGAAUCAGAAGAGAUCAAGCUGAACAACAACAACAGUGAGUUUAGUAAGAAGAAGAUUCAUGGAAAGCAUCGAUGUGGGAAAUGUAAGAAAACAUUUCGAUCUUUUGACACAUUGGGUGAACAUAAAAGGGUUUGCUGUGGAGCAAAAAAUGCAGGUAAAGCUGUUAAUGACAGCAAUAUAUUUGAGUGCCCAUUUUGUUACAGAGUGUUUGGGUCAGGACAAGCACUUGGCGGUCACAAGAGAUCUCAUUUGCUUGCUGCUGCUUCUUCAUCAAAUACUGCCACUGCUGCAAAUUCUACUAAAUUUGAGAACAAUUUGAUAGAUCUAAACUUGCCUGCUCCAUUGGAAGAUGACGAGUUUAGUGUGUUAUCAGAUGCAUAAAUUCAAUGAUGGGGGCUAUCGAGCAGUUAUGUGGCAUACUGAAGCUGCCAUUGUUGCGGAAUCAGAUAGCAAUGACUUGGAUCAAGUUUCACUUCAAGGGUAACCCAUGUCAGAAGAAGCAGAAAUACCGAAGCAUUUUUUCUGGGGGUUUGGCUUGCUUGUGGACCAAGCACUGUUCUCUGCAAGUACCAAAGCUGUUCAAUUCUGUUACCAUAUCCUGUUUUUUGUUUUCCAGCUGUUCCUUAAACUGUUUAUCCCCUGCAAAAACAAUGUUUGUUCUUUUAUUUCUAGAUCCCUUUUGUUCUCUGCUCCAAUCUGGAGUAUCAAUGGUAGGACAUUAACCACAAACUUGAACAUGAAUUGACAAGAAUAACCUCAAUGGAACUUGGGUUUUACAGUUCUUGGUCUGGGUCUUUGGCAAAUCUGUCUUUGAAGUGAUUAGUGAGUACUGACUCGGGGGAGAUCCAAAUCCCUUGAAUUUCUGCAUGAAAAGAUAAUGUAAAAUUUUUAUCUGCCUUGAAAUAAACGAAAUAUCCGGGCAAAAGGAGCUGCCCAUCA
Durio zibethinus is the source of this 2086-nucleotide messenger RNA. Its product is annotated as zinc finger protein ZAT9-like. Lineage: Eukaryota; Viridiplantae; Streptophyta; Magnoliopsida; Malvales; Malvaceae. The record is from RefSeq and is a predicted model, not a curated record. Gene Ontology annotation, biological process: regulation of DNA-templated transcription.